AUGGCAUCGCAAGGAGGUCAACUUAACGUAGUUAAGUACCUCGUUAGUCAAGGAGCACAGGUAGAGAGGGGUAAUAAUAAAGGUUCGACACCACUUCAUGAUGCAUCACACAAAGGUCAUAUUGAUUUAGUUCAGUAUCUCGUUAGUCAAGGAGCACAGGUAGAGAGGGGUAAUAAUAAUGGUUCAACACCACUUCAUUUUGCCUCACUUGGAGGUCAUCUUGAUGUAGUUCAGUACCUCGUUAGUCAAGGAGCACAGGUAGAGAGGGGUAAUAAUGAUGGUUCGACACCUUCUCAUUUCGCAUCACAAGGAGGUCAUCUUGAUGUAGUUCAGUAUCUCGUUAGUCAAGGAGCACAGGAAGGGAGGGGUAAUAAUGAUGGUUCGACAUCUUCUCAUUUCGCAUCACAAGGAGGUCAUCUUGAUGUAGUUCAGUAUCUCGUUAGUCAAGGAGCACAGGUAGAGAGGGGUAAUAAUGAUGGUUCGACACCACUUCAUUUUGCAUCAAAAGGAGGUCAUCUUGACAUAGUUCAGUACCUCGUUAGUCGAGGAGCACAGGUAGAGAGGGGUAAUAAUAAAGGUUCGACACCACUUCAUGAUGCAUCACACAAAGGUCAUAUUGAUUUAGUUCAGUAUCUCGUUAGUCAAGGAGCACAGGUAGAGAGGGGUAAUAAUAAUGGUUCAACACCACUUCAUUUUGCCUCACUUGGAGGUCAUCUUGAUGUAGUUCAGUACCUCGUUAGUCAAGGAGCACAGGUAGAGAGGGGUAAUAAUGAUGGUUCGACACCUUCUCAUUUCGCAUCACAAGGAGGUCAUCUUGAUGUAGUUCAGUAUCUCGUUAGUCAAGGAGCACAGGUAGGGAGGGGUAAUAAUGAUGGUUCGACAUCUUCUCAUUUCGCAUCACAAGGAGGUCAUCUUGAUGUAGUUCAGUAUCUCGUUAGUCAAGGAGCACAGGUAGAGAAGGGUGAUAAUGAUGGUUCGACACCA
Messenger RNA from Strongylocentrotus purpuratus (purple sea urchin), 984 nucleotides. Its product is annotated as putative ankyrin repeat protein RF_0381. Lineage: Eukaryota; Metazoa; Echinodermata; Echinoidea; Camarodonta; Strongylocentrotidae. The record is from RefSeq and is a predicted model, not a curated record. Gene Ontology annotation, molecular function: protein binding. The annotation marks the transcript as partial. The transcript is spliced from 2 exons.